CCGGCGAAAGAGAGAGAGAGAGAGAGAGAGAGACACAGAGAGAAACUCAUGUAAAAUACAAGUCUCUCUGUUCAAACACUCGUUAACGCGUUGCCGAAUUAAGUUUUCUCAAAACCCCCAUAUCGAAAAGUCCAUAUAUAUUUAUUGAAUUUUGAAACCUAAGGAGACGAAGAAUCGCCAGUUUUGGAGAAGAAGAUGAUAAAGUACAAGCCGAAGCUAAGUCUCUGUGUUGUCUACUUGUUCGUCUUCUAUCUCGCUGCGGUGACUUCAGAUCUAGAGUCUGACCGGAGAGCUUUAGUCGUUCUUCGUAAGAGUGUUCGUGGCCGUACUUUGUUAUGGAACAUGAGUGCUCCUUCUCCUUGUGAUUGGCACGGAGUCCACUGUGAUGCGGGUCGGGUCACUGCCCUCCGAUUACCCGGAGCUGGUUUAUUCGGUUCUUUACCAAUCGGUGGGAUUGGUAAUUUGACGGAGCUUCAAACCCUUUCUCUCCGAUUCAAUUCUGCCCUCUCCGGUCCAAUCCCUUCGGAUUUCUCAAACCUUGUUCUUCUCCGUUACUUGUAUCUCCAAGGUAAUGCCUUUUCCGGUGAGAUUCCUUCGUUUCUCUUCACGCUCCCGAACGUGAUCAGAAUUAAUCUCGGGGAGAACAAAUUCUCGGGUCGGAUCCCGGAUAAUGUUAAUUCCGCGACCCGGUUGGUUACUCUGUAUUUAGAGAGGAAUCAGCUGACUGGUCCAAUCCCUGAGAUCACGCUUCCUCUUCAGCAAUUCAAUGUUUCUUCGAAUCAAUUGGAUGGUUCGAUUCCGAGUUCGUUGUCGAGCUGGCCUUCAACUGCUUUCGAAGGGAACACUCUCUGUGGGAAGCCCUUAAACCUUUGUGUUGGUGGCCCUGCUCCAGAACCAGGACCAGGACCCAAUCCGCCGCCGGAGAAGAAAGAUAGCGACAAGUUAUCCACCGGAGCUAUUGUCGGGAUUGUAAUCGGAUGUGUUGUUGGUCUGUUGGUUCUUCUCCUGAUUCUCUUCUGUCUCUGUAGAAAGAGAAAGAAGAAGGAAGAGAAUGGUCAAGCGAGAAACGUUGAAGCUCCUGUAGCUCCUCCGGCCACCGCCGCUGCUAUACCUAAGGAAAGGGCGGCUGUUGUCCCGCCGGUUAAGGCUACGUCGUCGGAGAGUGGUGUGGUGAGUAAAGAUUUGAUAUUUUUCGUGAAAACGUUUGGAGAAUUCGAUUUGGAUGGGUUGUUGAAGGCUUCAGCUGAGGUUCUUGGGAAAGGAACAGUUGGGUCUUCGUAUAAGGCAAGCUUUGAUCAUGGUUUGAUUGUGGCUGUGAAACGGCUAAGAGAUGUUGUGGUGCCUGAGAAAGAGUUCAGAGAGAGAUUGCAGGUUUUGGGAUCAAUGAGUCAUCCCAAUCUCGUGACUCUCAUCGCUUACUACUUCAGCCGCGAUGAAAAGCUUCUUGUCUUUGAGUACAUGUCUAGAGGAAGCUUGUCUGCAAUCUUGCACGGGAACAAAGGAAACGGGAGGACUCCAUUGAACUGGGAAACCAGAGUUGGUGUAGCCUUAGGAGCUGCAAGAGCGAUUAAAUUCCUACAUUCGCGUGACGCCACAACUUCUCAUGGAAACAUUAAGUCCUCGAACGUACUCUUGUCUGAAUCCUAUGAAGCUAAGGUCUCUGAUUACGGUCUAGCGCCUAUCAUUAGUUCUACAUCUGCACCUAACCGUAUCGAUGGCUACCGUGCACCUGAAGUCACGGAUGCUCGCAAAAUCUCCCAAAAAGCUGAUGUCUAUAGCUUUGGCGUCUUAAUCCUUGAAUUACUCACAGGUAAGUCUCCAACACAUCAGCAAUUGAAUGAAGAAGGCGUUGAUUUGCCGAGAUGGGUCCAAUCAGUUACCGAUCAACAAUCACCGUCUGAGGUGCUUGAUCCGGAGCUCACAAGGUACCAACCUGAGGGCAAUGAGAACAUCAUCCGUUUAUUGAAGAUAGGUAUGAGCUGUACGGCUCAGUAUCCAGAUAGUCGUCCUUCGAUGGCCGAUGUCACCAGACUCAUUGAGGAGGUUUCUCAUUCAUCUGGCUCCUCCCCAAAUCCGAUAUCCGACUGAUUUUUUUAGGGGGGGGGGUCUAAAUUGAUUGAUUUGAAAAUUGUUUGGGGGUUAAAUUGCAAAUUCUUGAAUAGUGUCAAGCCCCUGUCACAGUCUUUUUUCUUCUUCUUGUUUUAGUUUGUUCGUUAAUUCUUCUUGAGCCUCAAUUUGAGAUGAGACCUUUUCAGUUUUUUUUUUUCUUCUUCUUUCUAUUUUUCUUAAUUUCAAAAGUUCCAAAAAAUGUCUAUAGAACUAUUGUUUCUGCUAAUUUUUUUGUAUAAGUAUACAAUCGACGCGUGUGAAUAUUAUCGGUUUUUUUUGUU
Molecule: messenger RNA, 2390 nt
Organism: Camelina sativa (false flax)
Lineage: Eukaryota; Viridiplantae; Streptophyta; Magnoliopsida; Brassicales; Brassicaceae
Product: putative inactive receptor kinase At3g02880
Biological process (GO): protein phosphorylation
Molecular function (GO): protein binding; protein kinase activity; ATP binding
Source: RefSeq, a predicted model, not a curated record